CGACCCGCGCGAGGCUCCCCGUUCGCUCGCUCUCGGAACAGGCGAGCCGAGUUUCCCUCCACGGCGCCGCGACGCAUCGACCCCGACGCAUUGAGGUACCAUGGAGGUUGCCGACUCCGAGCUCAAGCCGCUGUACCAGUGGGUCGACGAGAUCCCGCUGUCGCGGCCGAAGCGAAACAUCGCGCGCGACUUCGCCGACGGCGUGCUCGUCGCCGAGGUCAUCGCGCACUUCUACCCGCGGCUCAUCGAGCUGCAUAACUACAGCAGCGCCAACGCGAUGACGCAGAAGAUGUACAACUGGCAGACCCUGAACCAGAGGGCGCUGCGCAAGCUGGGAUUCCAGAUCCCGCUCCAGGACGUGCAGGACUGCUGCAACAACAAGGCGGGCGCGAUCGAGCGCGUGCUGAAGCUCUGCAAGUACAAGAUGGCGGAGUUCCAGAGCAAGCACGGGGUGAAGGGCCCCGGGCCGGACGCGGGCGCGAAGACCGACAAGACCUCCGCCGCAAACGCCGUCUCCCCGGGGGUGCUCAAGCCUCAGAAAACCAACGCGCAGCCUGGUGGGGGCUACGCGCCCGCGCCCGCGCCGGUGAAGGAGGGCAUGGUGCCCAUCGUGUUUCAGAGCGCCGAGCCCGCGGAGAUGACCCGCGAGGAGAAGAUGAAGGCGUACGCGCGGGCGCAGGACAAGGGCAUCAAGGGCUUCGCCGCGGCGGACCCGGCGACGGCGACGGUCACCGGCGGGUUGCCGCAGAGCAACGCCGCCGCCGACAACAACGCGAGGAUCGUCAAACACCGCGACGGGACGAUCGAGGUGGACGGCAAGACGUACCGGCCGCAGCUGCCGCCGACGCUCGAGGCGAAGAUGAAGAUGGAGAUACCCGCGGAGGUGCUCAAGCACAAGGACGCCGUCAUCGCGGAGCUCAAGGAGACGAACGACAUCCUGGAGACAAAGUCGCGGAAGCUGGAGCAGCUCGUCCGCCUGAAGGAUGCGAAGAUUCAGACGCUGCUGACCAAGCUGCAGGCGCUGACGGGGGGUAACCUGGUGGUCGCCGCGCCGCCGCCGCCGCCGAGCUCGAGCGGUGGGAGCAGCCAGCGGGGGAGUCGACCGGGGACGGGGGGCGCGCCGGAACCCUUGUGAUGAUGGGGUGCCAGACGCGUGUGUAAGAAAACUCGAGACAAAAAUCC
Messenger RNA from Micromonas commoda, 1182 nucleotides. RefSeq lists its product with no specific name. Gene Ontology annotation, molecular function: microtubule binding. NCBI's taxonomy places the organism in Eukaryota, Viridiplantae, Chlorophyta, Mamiellophyceae, Mamiellales, Mamiellaceae. Gene Ontology annotation, biological process: regulation of cytoskeleton organization. The coding region runs from base 101 to 1135 and encodes 344 amino acids. The transcript has a single exon. The record is from RefSeq and is a predicted model, not a curated record. Gene Ontology annotation, cellular component: axoneme.